CCUGGCAGUUGUGCGUCCAUUUGUCCGGCUGGGGUGGAAGUCCUUUCCUCCCGCCGAUGUGGGGCCCGACGCCGGCCCCGACGCGAUGCCCCAGCACCGCUCCGCUGGUGCACCGGUGCCGGCGCCAAGCAGCCGCCGCCGACCGCGUGGCACCGCUGCGGCGCUUACGGCGCGGUGCGGCGGGCGUGGUGGGAGAAGUGGUGGUGAGGAGGUGCCUCCGGCACUUCGAGUUCCAAGGGCGUAGGUCGGCACAGCUCGGGGGCUGGCGCGGUGUGGUGGAGGAGAGCGAGCUGGACACGCCAGGAGCCGGCCGCUCGCGGGUCCUCUGCCUGCGCGGCCUCUGUCCGCCGGCCACGGCCUCCGUGCUGCGCGCGGCGCUGGAACGGGCGCCGGAGGCCUUCGUGGCGACGGCGGACUCGGUGGACGAGGGGCCCAGCUUCGAGUUCAACCCGCUGUGUCGAGGCAAGUGGCAGGACCUGCAGCUGCAGGCGCUGCUGGCGCCCUUCGUCGAAGAGCGCCUGCUGCCGGCGCUGCGAGACGCACUGGAGGAGCCCAAUCUGGCGCUCUCCGAGGUGCUGGCGCGCAGGUACGCGCCGGGCGAGCGCCGGGGCCACGGGGUGCACUACGACGGCCACGCCUACGCCACGGCGGUGCUGGGCCUCUCCGAGCCGGACGCCUUCCGCGGAGGACUCUAUUUGCAGCCGGAGCCCGCAGUGGAGUCACGACGUUUCUGCGAUCUCACUCCGGGCGACGUGCUGUUGCAUCGCUUCGACUUGCAGCACGGCGUGGAGGUCUUCGAGGGCGAGCGCUUGAGCCUCAUCUUCUGGUUCAAGGACUCCGCGAACUCCGUCGAGACCGGCAGCACCCCCUGGUACGAGGGCGUCCCCUCGGCGGCAGCGCUCUACAAUCUUGGAGUUCAGUACGAACUGGGCCUUCAUGGCAAGGCGCUGGACGUCGCCCAAGCACGCGCGCACUAUCGGCGGUCCGCUGAGUUGGGGCACUGCUCUGCCAUGAACAACUUGGCACUCUUGGAGGAGGACGUGGAGGCUGCGGAGCGCUGGCUCCGCGCCGCGGCGCGGCAGCGCCACGGCCCGGCGAUGCUGAACCUGGCGCUGCUCCUGUUGAGUCGAGAGACGUUGGAGACGAAGGAAGCGGCAGAAUGGAUGCGCUCAGCGGCUGCGAGCGAGCCCAAAGCGGCCUUCUACCUGGGCGACAUGUACGAGCGCGGCCUGGCCGGACUCCAAGACGAAGAUGCUGCCGAGGAGUGGUUCCAGCGCAGCGCGGAGAGGGGCUUCUUUCCGGCGCUCACACGCCUGGCGCGCCGGCGCUGGCAGCAGCAGCGCUACGCCGCGGCGGCGGAGCUCUACGCGGCGGCCGCCGCCGCGGGGGACGCCGAGGCACUGCAAUGCCUGGCGCUCCCCGAGCUUCAACCGUGGAGACCCAGCCAGGCUGAGUCAGCUCUGGAGGAGCUGGAUGAGGAAGCUGCCGGCGCGGUGGGCUUCGGCUGAAAAAA
Messenger RNA from Durusdinium trenchii, 1513 nucleotides. The record is from the annotation of a GenBank genome assembly. Lineage: Eukaryota; Dinophyceae; Suessiales; Symbiodiniaceae.